AUGGGUGAAGAAUUGCCGACUUAUGUCGAUUUUCAUGGUUUCAAUGAUUUUGCAUACUUCUAUCCCAAGCCUGUUAUAGUUUGGACAAUCGUAGGAACUGUUUUAUUGAUAAUUACCAUAGUUUCUUAUAUUCCUCAGCCUAUUAAGAUCAUUAAAAAGAUGUCUUCAUACGGAUUAGCUCCUGUUUCAACGUUUUCUUCUACAAUAUGCCUCUGGUUUGUUGUAUUUAACGUUUUAUGCUUAAAAUGGGAAGAUUUUGUAGGAGUUUUUCAUCAUUUAAACUUCUAUACCUACGCAAGAUUUCUUACAUUUGCAAACUGCUUUGCACAGUGGUUUUUAAUGUCCCAGGUUCCUUAUCUGAUCAUGCUUUUUUAUGAUAAGGAAAUUAGACCAGGAAUGGACGAAGGAACUAUUAAGAAAGGCUGGAAAGAGUUCAGAUCUGUCUCAGUGAUCUUAAUGUGCAUUUAUGUUCCUUGUAUUUUUAUAUGGGGCUUACUUGGAAUGUAUACAGGCUUUACUUCUACCGCAAUUGAUUACUUAGGACAUAUAUCCGGUAUUGUUGGCUUUAUAAUCGAAGUUCUUCAGUUUAUCCCUCAAAUUAUCAAAACAUUCAGAAUGAAGAGCAGUGGAAACUUAUCGAUCCUUAUGCUUGAGAUCCAAGCACCCGUGAACCUCGGAAAUGCAAUGUUUAUGUGUUUUGGAAACCAUGAAAGUUGGACAACUUACGCAGCUUCAAUUGCUGAUGGCUGCUGGGAGUUCGUAUUGCUUGCAAUGUGUAUCUACUACAAUAAGGUCCAGAAGAGAGGCGAAGGAUCAGAUAAUUCUGAAAAUGAAAUUAAUCUCACAGAAAACGAAGUCAAUGAUGAAGAUACUGGAGUUAAAGAUGUCGAGAAUCCAUCAGGAUCUGGUGUUGUUGAUGUUGAAGGUAACCCAGAUUAUGUCCCUGAUUAA
Messenger RNA from Trichomonas vaginalis G3, 951 nucleotides. Its product is annotated as PQ loop repeat-containing protein. The record is from RefSeq and is a predicted model, not a curated record. NCBI's taxonomy places the organism in Eukaryota, Parabasalia, Trichomonadida, Trichomonadidae. The transcript has a single exon. Bases 1 to 951 code for a protein of 316 amino acids.